UGCGCAACGUACGGACUCAACGUGGAGCGCGUCUUCCAGGACGUUGCUCAGAAGAUCGUGGCCUGCAGGAAGAAGCAGCAGCUCUCCAUCGGACCCUGCAAAUCUCUGCCCAAUUCUCCCAGUCACACCAGUGUGUGCACGGCCCCAGUGGCAGCCGUGCACGUGAGCCAGACCUCUAAUGGAGGCAGUCUGAGUGACUACUCUUCGUCAGUUCCUUCCACUCCCAGUACGUCUCAGAAGGAGCUGCGUAUCGACGUCCCUGCGACCACGAACACUCCCACGCCCGUCAGGAAGCAGUCCAAGCGCCGCUCAAACCUCUUCACCUCGAGGAAGGCGAGCGAGCCGGAGAAGAAGAGUUUAGAGAAUCGAGCCGACAGCAUCGGCAGCGGGAGAGCCAUCCCCAUCAAACAGGGCAUGCUGCUGAAGAGGAGUGGUAAAUCUCUGAAUAAAGAGUGGAAGAAGAAGUACGUGACGCUGUGUGACAACGGACUGCUCACCUACCACCCCAGCCUGCAUGACUACAUGCAGAACGUGCACGGGAAGGAGAUCGACCUCCUGAGGACCACAGUGAAGGUCCCGGGGAAACGACCCCCCCGAGCCGUGAGCUCCGUCAGCGCCGUGCCGAGCCCCAAAACCAACGGGCUCAACAAGGAGAUGGGCGGCCUGCAGCUGGGGGGCGCUCCAGGUUCAGUCUCCAGCUCCUCCUCUCAGAUGUUGAGCGGCGUGUCUCUCGUCUCGUUCUCGGGGCGAGGGAUCGAUCAUCAGCGCUCGUACUCCGUCUCCAGCGCCGACCAGUGGAGCGAAGCAGGAGUCGUCAUCGCCAACUCUGGAGUCAGCACAGAUACUGGUCUGGGGGACUCUCUGUGUUCCAGUCCCAGCCUCUCCAGCACCACGUCUCCUAAGAUGGAGCCCCCUCCCUCGCCUCACGCCAACAGGAAGAAGCAUCGCAGGAAGAAAAGCACCAGCAACUUCAAAGCUGACGGCCUCUCUGGUACUGCGGAAGAGAGCGAGGAGAACUUUGAGUUCACCAUCGUGUCUCUGACGGGGCAGACGUGGCACUUUGAGGCCACGUCGUACGAGGAGAGAGACUCCUGGGUCCAGCUGAUCGAGAGCCAGAUCCUGGCCAGCCUGCAGGCCUGCGAGAGCAGCAAGAACAAGUCUCGUCUCCCGAGCCAGACGGAGGCGAUGGCUCUGCAGAACAUCAGGAGCAUCAGAGGGAACGAACGCUGUGCAGACUGUGACGCUCAGAACCCGGACUGGGCCUCUCUGAACCUGGGCGCCCUGAUCUGCAUCGAGUGCUCUGGGAUCCACAGGAACCUGGGCACGCACUUGUCCAGGGUGCGCUCUCUGGACCUGGACGAGUGGCCUCUGGAGCUGAUCCGCGUCAUGACGGCCAUCGGCAACCAGCUGGCCAACAGCCUGUGGGAGGCGGAGCGGGGGGGGGCGGCAGAAGCCCUGCCCCGACGCCAGCAG
Messenger RNA from Trematomus bernacchii (emerald rockcod), 1473 nucleotides. RefSeq names its product arf-GAP with GTPase, ANK repeat and PH domain-containing protein 1-like. The record is from RefSeq and is a predicted model, not a curated record. Gene Ontology annotation, cellular component: nucleus. Gene Ontology annotation, molecular function: GTPase activator activity; GTP binding; GTPase activity. Lineage: Eukaryota; Metazoa; Chordata; Actinopteri; Perciformes; Nototheniidae.